AUGGAAGAUUCACAACCGUCUCUCGUUCAUGCAGGAAACAGCACAACAACCAUUCCUUUCGAUCUCAUCAUCGAGAUACUCUCACGACUUCCUGCGAAAUCGCUCUUUCGCUUCCAAACCGUGUCGAAGCUGUGUUUCUCUACCAUCCGCAACAAAUUUUUUGUCGACUUGUUCCUGACUAGGUCAAAGACUCGUCCUCGUCUCCUUCUCACGCUCUAUCUCACAGCUGCUGAGAAUCAAUUCAUCUUCUCGGCUCCUGAACCCACAGACGAUGAUAAAUCCUCCAGUUUCAGUGGUGUCAUGGCAAGAUACGAGAUGCCGAUCUCGGCUCCAGCCUACCACUUUCUCUAUGGUUGUGUCAACGGUAUUGUCUGCUUCAGAGGUGUUCGCUGUAAUACUAUCGCCGUUUAUAAUCCCACAACAAGACAAGUUGUGAAGUUGCCAGAUGUUAAAACCAACGGAAGAAUCAUGGAGGCAUAUCUUGGGUACGAUCCAGUCGAAGAUCAAUACAAGGUGUUGUGUGUGAUAAUGAGGUUCUGCUUUGGAAGCCAAGAUAUACCACAAGAGCAUUGGGUUUGCACUGUGAGUUCAUCUCGUGAGUGGAGAAAGAUGGAGAACCCGACCGAAGAUGAGGAUUACAGAAUUGCAUUCGGAGGGACAUGCAUUGAUGGUGCUGUAUACUACGCAGUUAAUCACGCAAGAAUAGUUAGAUUCGAUGUUCGAUCUGAGAAGAUUGAUUUUAUUAAAAUGCCCAAGGAGUACUCUAUCACAUAUGUGUCCAUUUUUACAAAUUACAAGGGAAAAUUGGGCUGUGUAGAUUAUUCUUGCAAAGAAAAUUGGAUGACGUUGUGGGUUCUUGAGGAUGCUGAGAGACAAGAAUGGUCAAGCAUGAAGUGUGGCUUACCUUCUAUGCGCGAAUAUUUACUUGGGGAUUUCGUAAUGACUCAGGGAAUGAAUCAUACAGGCGAGCUUAUGGUGUUUAAUCCAUUGUUCGAGUCAUCUAAGCCUUUUUAUGUUUGUUAUUAUGAUUUUAACAAAGAGAGUACAAGAAAAGUAGAGAUCCGAGGAUUGAAGGACGGCGAUUUCAGACGUAUCCAUCGGACUGAUGAUGAUCAUCAGAUGUUAUGUUAUCCAGGUCACAUUGAGAAUAUUAGGUUCUUGUAA
Eruca vesicaria subsp. sativa (arugula) is the source of this 1164-nucleotide messenger RNA. NCBI's taxonomy places the organism in Eukaryota, Viridiplantae, Streptophyta, Magnoliopsida, Brassicales, Brassicaceae. The record is from the annotation of a GenBank genome assembly.